Messenger RNA from Psilocybe cubensis, 813 nucleotides. RefSeq lists its product as uncharacterized. The transcript has 4 exons. NCBI's taxonomy places the organism in Eukaryota, Fungi, Basidiomycota, Agaricomycetes, Agaricales, Agrocybaceae. The record is from RefSeq and is a predicted model, not a curated record. Gene Ontology annotation, molecular function: cysteine-type endopeptidase activity. Gene Ontology annotation, biological process: proteolysis. The coding region runs from base 1 to 813 and encodes 270 amino acids.
AUGAUGUGGGAUUUCCGUGGUCGAAGCCAGGAGGACCUGCAGAAAGGUCGAGGACGAAGUAAAUCUCCUCAACCUCCACCAAUGAGGAUGCCCAGUCCAUCACAAGCGAAUUCUCAUAGCCCAAGCACCUAUAGCUAUGGUGUUAACCUGACCCCAUCUUACCAGGCCUCACCGACGUUUUACCCACCAGCGCGUUCAUGCUCACGAUCUCCUUCUCCGUAUUCGCCGCACAGGUCUCACGAUUACGGAGCAAUUCCUCGUAGCAUCCCAACCACCCAAAACGCUCAAUACAUUCAACCUACCGCCCAAAUCGUCCACGUUAUCCACCAUUCCUCACACCACCACCACCACUCUUCCUCCUCAAAGCACAAACACAAACCGCACCACCACCAUAACUAUUCGUACUCAUACACUCCCGCACCCUCGGCACCCAUUACACCGAUCACACCGUCGACGUCGUACUAUUCUGCACCGGUCAUCCCGAAGCCUCCGCGUGCGCCGUCGCCGCGGGUUCACUUCCCCACACCGUCGCAGAUUGCGACGUCAGAGCCUUCGAUGCUGCAUGUACCGCCAAGGGGCCGGGUACACUCACAGCCGACGAUGCCUACGUCAGUACACAGACCGGCUGCAGCACCUGUGCAAAGGCCGGUGCAGCAGACCUCCGCCGGCGGACUUAACCCGCAAUUUCAGUACUCAAAAUGUACAGGCAGGAAGAAAGCGCUCUGUAUUGGUAUCAAUUAUAGGGGUCAGCCGAAUGAGCUCCGGGGAUGUAUAAACGAUGCUAAAAAUGUUCGGAACUUCUUGAUUCGUUAG